This is a messenger RNA of Pyrenophora tritici-repentis Pt-1C-BFP, 546 nucleotides long. Its product is annotated as Atrophin-1 multi-domain protein. NCBI's taxonomy places the organism in Eukaryota, Fungi, Ascomycota, Dothideomycetes, Pleosporales, Pleosporaceae. The record is from RefSeq and is a predicted model, not a curated record.
AUGUGCACAGAAAUCUACACCCACUACAUCCGCUGCACACACAAACAGCUGCAACGCUGGGACUACUGCGCAGUUCUCAUGCCCGCCGACCGCAUCCCCAGGACCGGCCGCGCAUGCCGAAGAUACAAACUACGCCACAAAGACACAUUCAACAACGACGCAUGUUAUGAGUGCCUGCGCGAGCGAGCCAUUGCUGAAGCGACUGGUGCCGUGUUACCCCCUUCUCCUCAACGAGCGGGUGUGCAGGCAAGGGGGUUGUUUGCAAUGAGUGACACAUUUUCUACGUUGGCGGGGAGUACGAGUAUGGGAAGUGUGUUUGUAAGGGACAAGAGGGGGAGUAAGGAUAGUGCGGGGAGCUUGGCCCAGAGUGAUGGGCCGGGGAGUCCGGUGAAGAUGGCGUGGGAGAGGGAUGAGGAGGAAGAUGGGCACGAGGAGAAGAAGAAAAAGGGAAUAAAGGGGUGGUUCAAGCAGGUUUUGCAGGGCACUGAGAUGGACCGGGCUGAGGCGGCGUCUAUGGCGUUCCAGUUUCCGAGGAUGGAUGCAUGA